AUGCUCAAAUAUACACAAGAGAUAGCACUGAGAAUCAGUGGGGCAUUGCUUGAUUUCAUCAAUAAUGGUUGCGACGGCGAGUCCGCGGCCGGAAACGGCGCUGCCCGCCCGAUCCGGUCAAGCGCCGUCCAUGUGUGGUCUAGCGCGGACCGAUGCGGCCUGGCGCUGCCCCGUUCGGGCAUGGUGCCGACUCAGUGCCCCCUUCGACUUUCUGAUGUCAUCUCUCAUGGCUAUAUAUAA
This is a messenger RNA of Histoplasma mississippiense, 240 nucleotides long. RefSeq lists its product with no specific name. The record is from RefSeq and is a predicted model, not a curated record. The transcript is spliced from 2 exons. Lineage: Eukaryota; Fungi; Ascomycota; Eurotiomycetes; Onygenales; Ajellomycetaceae. Bases 1 to 240 code for a protein of 79 amino acids.